UGUUACAUGAUUAUAAUAUUUUUAUUUUUUAAAUCCACUCCACAGUUUCACACUACUCACGAGUCAUGAAUCAAGACACGAUGAGUUUUCUUAAUUUACGGUUGUCAAAAUACUUAUGCAAUCAACUUCAAGCAAUUGGUAAGAACCUACUGAAACAUAACAUGUUUUAUUAUUAUUAUUAUGUAUUAUAUGUAAUGUAUUAAAUUAUUAGGUGUAAAAUCACCUACUGAAAUCCAAACAAAUUGUAUACCAAAAAUAUUGGAUGGAAUUGAUUGUAUUGGUUGUGCUAAAACUGGAAGUGGUAAAACGUUAGCUUUUGCCUUGCCUAUUCUUCAAAAACUCUGGGAAGACCCCUAUGGAAUAUUUGCACUUAUACUUACACCUAAUAGAGAAUUGGCAUAUCAAGUAAAUUUAUUUAUUUAUAUUUUAAAUAUAUAAUAUUAUUAUUAUUAUUGUAUGUAUAGAUUGCAGAUCAAUUUGCUGUACUUGGUAAAUCUAAGAAUCUCAGACAUUGUGUAGUUACAGGAGGAAUGGAAAUGAUAGUUCAAGCCCGAGAAUUAUCAAAUAAACCUCAUAUUGUUGUGUCAACACCUGGGAGGUAUUAACAUUCUGGAUAGUCAUAUAUAUAGUGUAUAAAGUAUAUUCAAAUUAUAUUUAUUUUACUAUUUACCUAGGCUUGCAGAUCAUUUAGAAAGUUGUAACACUUUCUCACUGAAAAGUAUAAAAUUUUUGGUACUGGAUGAAGCAGAUAGAUUAUUAGGUGGUAAAUUUGAUAAACAAAUAACAACUAUUUUUAGUGAACUUCCAAAAGAAAGACAGACUUUAUUAUUUAGUGCUACUAUGACGGACACUCUUGAAAAAGUUAAAAUGAUAACAAAAAAAAAUGUAAGUCAUUUAUUACUUAGUAAAUACCUAUAUAGUAUAUAUAUAGUGGAUUCUGCCUAAUGUGAACACCGGUUAUACAGGCAUCCGCAAUAGGUAAUAUGGUCAAAAUGGUCUGGUCCCAAAAGUAUAUUAGUAAGGUUGAAAAAAAAAUUGUUUAAUAUGGGUACUCAAAUAAGUUUAUGUGGCAAUUUUUAUUUUAUCAUAGUGCUAGAAUAUACACAUAUGUAUUUAAAAAUAACUUAUAUGAUCUGGUUUCAUCGUAUCUAUGAGAUUGUAUACUAAUCAAAAAUUUGUAUUAUAAAAAGCAUUUCCAUUUAAACUUAAAUGGGAUUUUGUUAACUAAAUAUUUAGAAUUGUAUGUGAUUUUAUGCAAGAGAGUAAUGAAAAUAAUCUAUAUGAUAAGCUUGAAGCGCGUGCCCAUUUUGAUAACCAGAUCUACACUAAACAGCUUAGACAACAAGCUAUUACGUUUUGUAUACUUUCCACAUCCAAAUAGUAAUUUUGUUUAGUACAUUAUAUUUAGUUUUAUUUGUGCAGUAGUUUAAUAUUUUUUUCAAUAGUAUGGUUCACGUGUGCAAAAUAAAAACUAUUUUGAUAUUAAACAUUUUUUAUGUUUUUUAAUUAAUUUCAGUUUUUAUGGGCAACUCCUUAAUGUAAGCAAACAGGGCUGGUCUUAACAUGACCACAUCAAGCGGAAUACACUGUGUAUAUAUAUAAAUAGAAAAAUUCUGUAAUGAAUUAAAUUAUAGGUUAGGUUAAUUAGACAACUUAAAUUGUGGUCUAAAAUGAUAUAACUUAAUAUAGACUGACAUACUUUGCAUGAUAGGUGGGCCACUGUUGUAUGUGGAAAGGUUGGAUAUAGAAAGAAAUUGUAUGUAUAUCUAUAUAAAUAAUAACUUAAAUGGAUUUAAAUUACAUUAUAUACUGUAUUAACUAAAAAAUGAAAUUAUUAAAAGAAAUCGGAAUGAAAAUACAUGAAUAACAAAAAUAUUGACACUUGCUUGAAUUUUUUUUAAUUUAUCAUUAUUUUCAAUUUUGUUUUCUUGUUGUAAUGUAGUUAAAAAUGUUUGUAGAGACUUGAAAUUUGGAUAGAAAACUUAAAAUUGCCUUUAUUAGUCUUAACAUUUUUAAAACAUUUGAUCCAUUUCUGAGCUAUUUAUAGAUAUUUUAUUUUAAGAUUUUUUUUUAUGUUUUAUUUAUUCAGCAAGAUAAAGGUGGAUUAGGAUUAGGUGGAUAAAAUUAUUAGACCAAACAGAAAUGCUUAGCAAUUUAAUAAUAGAUUCGUUAUAAGUUGUACUUAGUGGUCAAUAAGAAAAAGUUGAGUUUAAUGUAGUAUUUUUUUUUGUUUUAAUAAGAUUUGUAUUGUCAAAUUUUGAUAAAAAUCCUAAAUAAAUACAGCCUUCUAAAACAUAUAACUGAACUUCACUCAGAAUCAUUUUUCAGUAGCAAAGGUUAUUUAUUUAUUUUUGAAAAUUAACCUAACGACAAUAUACAUAAGGAACAUUAUAAAUAAAAAAAAAAGUAUUUAAGAAUAUUUACAAAUAUAACUAAUUUAUAUAGACUUAAAAUAUAGAAAAUUGAUAAGUGAAUCUUUAAAAUCAAACUAGGGCAGUAUCAAUAUUAAAACUAUUUGCAUUACACAGCAUUCUGUGAAAUAAUUGAUGGCUUCUAGUACCAUAUGAUGGAAUUCGAAAAGAAAUCAUGGCCAGCAGAUCAGGUACAUCCAAUGAAGGAUGGUGAUAAAGGCCAAAUCAACAUCCAGACGUCGAGAUAAAAGUAAAGAUAUUUACUAUUCUACUAUUAGGUAUUAGGGUGUUUAGAAUCAGGGAAUAAUUGUGAAGAGGAUGGUCUAUCUUGAGUAUAUACGCGACAUAGGACUAAAACCUAUGUUGAAGGUUAACUGUUACAUACAAAAAUACAUUAAAUUCCCUUCUAUAUCCUACCUUCCAAACUUCUUACCCACAAUAAUGGCUUGCCCAUCGUGUGAAGUAUGCCAGUAUUUUUUAGGUAUAAAUUCAAUAAUUUUAAAUUGUGUUAUUAUAUUUAGACUUUUGUAUUUGUAUCAACUACUGAAAUAAAAACAGUUGAUGAACUGGAACAAUUUUUUGUUCUUUGUCCAUACAAUGUAAAGGAUGGAUAUUUAGUAGAAAUUGUUAGACAUUUUCGUGAAAAAGAUGAAAAAGGAUUGAUUAUGAUAUUUACAGAUACAUGCAAGUAAGUGCAAACAUACUAUGCAAUAUAAUUUGGUAUUAUUUUCAAAUUAUGCUUUACGUUGAAUGUAUAUAUUUAUUUAUAUUAAGAUAAUAAUAAUUGAAAUACUAUUAGUUAUGUUUAAUCCCAUGUAUGUAUUUAAAACAAAUGUUUUAAAUUAUUUCAUUGGUAUUAUAUCUUUUACUGUCAUUAUUGACACUCUAUAGAUUAUAACUUAAGAUAAAAUAUCCUAUAAAUAUUAAACUAUAAUUUUUAAUUCAAGUAUUAUAGUAUAAUAUAUUUAUAUUGGUGUAUUGUGUAACUGUAAUAUACAUUAUGUUUAUGUAUUCUUAUUUAGAAAUUGCCAGUUAUUACAUAUGACUUUGAACGAAGUUGGAUUUGACACUGUUGCACUUCAUGCAAUGUUAUCCCAACGUCAAAGAUUAGCUGCUUUGGCAAAGUUUAAAUCCCAUGUUUCCAAAAUUUUAAUUGCCACAGAUGUUGCAAGUCGUGGUCUAGAUAUUCCUGCCGUAUCUUUAGUAAUAAAUCAUGUAAUUCCAAACAAUGCUACAGAUUAUGUUCAUAGAGUUGGAAGAACUGCAAGAGCAGGAAGAACAGGUCAAGCUGUAUCUAUUAUUACUCAACAUGAUUUAAAACUAGUUAAAGCAAUUGAACAAAAAAUAAAUAUUCAUUUAAAAGAAUAUGAUGUUUCAGGUAUAUUAUACAUUUUUGUUUCAAAUAAAUUUUUAGUUGUGUACUUCUAAGUAUAUUAAUAAGUAAAAAAUGGAUUUUACAUUUUAAGUAGUUAUUUUGUGGACUUAUAAGGGCCAUCCAUGGAAAAUUAACUUUGGUACUUGAUGGAAUUCAAAUUUAGUACCUUUAAAAACGUAUCCAUUGUUCCAUUCAUUAGAAAUUACUGUUUUAAAAAUGGCAUAUAUUAUGACUUUUGGAUUAUGCCAAUUCUUAUACAUGCAUAUCUAUGCUUGUUAAAUUAAUGAUAUAAAAUCAUUUACAACUCUGAAAAAAAUGUAUUUAUUUAUGGUUAACAAUUUUUUUUGUUUAUCAGUAGAAAAUAAUCGUAGUAACGUGAAAUUUUAAUUUUCUAUACAGUAUAAUAAACAAAAUAUUUUGUCUUUUUUGAGUUAUUUCUGGUAUUUGAAUUUGCUUGAUACUGCCAUUCUCAUCCAGAAAAAAACUGUUAAAAAUUAAAUGACCUCAAAUCAAAUUUGAAUCUUAUGCUUACCGGGUCGAUUGCUCUAUCACUGAGAUACUCAAUAUCUCACUUUUAACACUAUUCUAUUAGAUUUGAAUGGUCUAACGUUCUGGGUUUGGGCGAUUGGUGGAGUAGUAGAGUAUCAAAUGUGUAUACUUGAAGAGACAAUAUAUCACUCAGGGGCUUUAUCAGGUUGUUCAUAUUAUUAUGUAUACUUAGUAAAUGCUUUUAAUUAUUAUUCAAUUUUUAACUCUUGUUAUUAUUUUUUGAUAUCAUAUAAUUACUAUUCAAUAACCUAAUCUAUGUUGUUUGGAUAAGUAAGAAUCCAAAAAAAAAGUUUUUUUUUAAUCUAUAGGUUAGUUUGCAGCUCCUGCAUCUUUCCUAAUUUACCCAAUAAGCGUGUUGUGAGGUCAUCCAGGUGGUUUUUUCCCUUCAAUUGUGCAUUCUAUUAUUAUUCUGCGAGUUCUUCUAGAUGUCUAAGUAUAUAUUUUAUUAUUUUCCAUCUUCUUACUGUUUCUUCAUUAAUGAUUGUUCUUUAUCAACUAUUUCGAGUACAUUUUGUGUCUUAAAUUAUUAUUACUUAUAUCAUUAUUUGUGUAUUACAUGUGUCUCCAACACUUUGAGUACCUAUCUUUCAGAUUCAUUUAUGUAACCUAAAUUACACAACUAUGUAAGUGCUAUGCUCCAAAUAUAUGUUUCGAUAGGUUUUUCUUAGUGUUAAGGUUUAAUUUUGCAAAUAGUUAGGGUUUUUUACUGGAUGCAACCUUUUCCAGUCGUAUAAGUCUACAUUUCUUACCAUCUGCUGUAAUUCUGUAAUAAUAGUCAAGCUUGUGCUUAUCUAAACAUAUUUUGGUUACUAUGUUUUGUUGCUUCUUUGCUCAAAUUAAUAUCUUAGUCUUUUUUUCAUUUAAAAGAGAGAUGUAUACAAAACAAAUUUAAAAAAUGAAUGUAUUUUGACAAUUUUAUAACCAUAAGAAAAAUUUAAAAUUUUUGUCAAGAUUAAAACUCAAACAAGUCAUAUGUCAAAUUUUACACGGUGAACUGCCAUCAAGCUGCCCUUCGCUCACCUUCUAAACACCUAGUAGUAUUUUCUCAAUUGUUGAAAGGUAUACAAUGUUAUUUUGAUGAAUUGAUGGUCAAAAACUGGAAUAUUGUACUGGAGAUUCAUGAUCAGUGGGUCAUCAGAUUGAAAAUUAGCAGUAAACAGCUAUCCACGUAAUGGUUAUCCCCAACAGCAAUUCAACAACUGGCUGCUCAUGAAUUUCUGGUACAUCAUUUUAGUUUUCAGAUGUCAAAUUCAUUAAUAUGACUUUCUCUUUUAAAUUAACAACUGGUACCAGGGGUUUAGAAUGUGAGAGUGUAAUAUUUCACUUUUCCAUUAAAAUAUUACAAUUAUUUUUAUGUUAUUGCUCUUCAUGAAUAUUCAAACAACUUUUAAUAAUUUUAUUUUUAUUUCUUACUAGGGCUUCAUGUUGCAAAGAUUUUGACUCAAGUACAUGUUACAAAAAGAGAAGCGCAAAUUAAAUUGGAUGAAACUGAUUUUGAUGAACGACGUUUAAUUAACAAAAGAAAAAAAUUAAUAAAUGAAGGCAAGGAUCCGGAUGAGGUAGAACAAUCUAUCAAACGUAAAAGAAAAGAAAAAAGACAAAAACGAUUUGAGAAAAAAAAUAAAAUUGAUACAAGCAAUAUUAUUAAUAAUGAAGAAGAUACAAUUAAUAUUUUUAAUAAUGAACAAGAUAUAAAUAUCAAUACACAAGUUUAAAAUAUAUAUAUAUAUUGUUUUAUUUUAUG
Messenger RNA from Cinara cedri, 6079 nucleotides. NCBI's taxonomy places the organism in Eukaryota, Metazoa, Arthropoda, Insecta, Hemiptera, Aphididae. The record is from the annotation of a GenBank genome assembly.